CGGCCCGAGCGCGCAGGGGAGGGAUCAGGCAGGAAUAUCCCAGUUUUCCCCGCUUGCAGGGCCGUUUUUGAACAACCCGAAUGUGGGCUCAGCUAACGGGGGCAGGACACAAGUGACCCCUUCUCCUGAUUAUCCUUAGUGUGGAAUAUUCCCAGGAAAGCGUAGCCUAUCUCCCCGGGAACCUGAGCUUCAGCUCUGGUGCCUGACAGGUGAGGUAAUUCCCCGGGAACUCCGACAGCGACAUAAAUCCCCUUCAGAAUAAGGAUUGGUCUGGCCCAGAUCCAGGGCUAAGCUCCCACUGCCCGCCCCGUGAGCACCAGGCCCGAGCUCCAGCAGGAAUUCCCCCCUCCGGGAACAACCGGAUCCCGCAUCCCCCGCAUCCUGCGCGCGCCCCGCCCCGCUCCCGGUGCCGCGGCGGAGGAGGAGCAGGAAAGGCAGGGAAGGCAGGAAAGGCACGGGGAGCCAUGGACAGCGCCGGCAAGGAGCGGGAGGCCGUGCAGCUGAUGGCGGAGGCCGAGAAGCGGGUCAAGGGCUCGCACUCCUUCCUGCGGGGGCUCUUCGGGGGCAACACCCGGGUGGAGGAGGCCUGUGAGAUGUACACCAGGGCUGCCAACAUGUUCAAGAUCGCCAAAAACUGGAGUGCGGCAGGAAAUGCCUUUUGCCAGGCAGCCAAGCUGCACAUGCAGCUCCAGAGCAAGCACGACUCAGCCACCAGCUUCGUGGAUGCAGGGAAUGCCUACAAAAAAGCGGAUCCGCAAGAGGCCAUCAACUGCUUAAACGCAGCCAUCGAUAUCUACACGGAUAUGGGCCGCUUCACCAUCGCCGCCAAGCACCACAUCACCAUCGCCGAGAUCUACGAGGCCGAGCUGGUGGACAUCGAGAAGGCCAUCGCGCACUACGAGCAGGCCGCGGAUUAUUACAAGGGAGAGGAAUCCAACAGCUCGGCCAACAAGUGUCUGCUGAAGGUGGCGGCGUACGCGGCGCAGCUGGAGCAGUACCAGAAAGCCAUCGAGAUCUACGAGCAGGUGGGAACAAACACGAUGGAUAACCCUUUGCUCAAGUACAGCGCCAAGGAAUAUUUCUUCAAAGCUGCCCUGUGCCACUUCAUCGUGGAUGAGCUGAAUGCCAAGCUUGCACUGGAGAAAUACGAAGAGAUGUUCCCGGCUUUCACAGAUUCCCGGGAAUGCAAGCUAUUGAAAAAACUGCUGGAAGCUCACGAGGAGCAGAACAGCGAGGCCUACACUGAGGCAGUGAAGGAAUUCGACUCCAUCUCUCGGCUGGAUCAGUGGCUCACCACGAUGCUGCUGCGCAUCAAGAAAACCAUCCAGGGCGAGGGCGACGGCGACCUCAAGUGACGCCCGCGGGCCCUUCCCGCCUCCAGCCGAGGACUUUUCGGGAAUUCCCGACCCAAUCCCGCGCUUUCUUUCGUCGCUUCCCACUCCCAUGGCUCACUGUGUUUCUUUAGCCCCCGCUCUGUGGUGAUGCUCCGGGCGGAUUCGAGGCGGGAGAAGCCCUUGGAGAGGAAUUCCUGCUCUUCCUCCUUCUCCUCCUGGGGUUUGGCCCCGCUCAUCCUGGUGCCUGCACUCGCAGCUCCCGGUUUUCCCGCUCUUCCGUUGAUUCCAGCAUGUAAAUAUUCCAUCCAGGCCAGCACAGUACCAGUAAGCGCUUCCAGCCCGCUGUGUUCCCGCCUUCCCGUUCUCCAGUGUUGGAUGCACUUGGGUUUGGGGGUCUGGAAGUGGUGCUAGCCAGAGGCUUUGGGAAUUGGGAAUAUCCUGCACACCCCCACCACGCCAAAGGCAUUCCAGGUGUCGGCCCUAGGUCCUGCUUCCACCUUUCUUGGAUUGAUUUUCCACUUUAGUUCGUGGUGCAUCCCAUCCCUCCACUUCCCAAGUAAUUCCACCUGAGGAAGGAUCGAGUUUGGUACCUCUCCCGCCAUGUGGGCUGGGCACAUUCCCUAAAUUCCCACCCCUGGGGAUGCUGCACACGGGUGUUGAUCCCACGGGAGCCUCGUUGGAAUUUGGGUGGCAACUUGGGAGAAGUUGAGAAAUUCCUGCAGGAAUUGGUGGAUGUGUGGCUCAGGAGAGAGGAUUGAGCUGCCUGGUUUUUCAGGGAGUUUGUGCAAUGUGUCACUCUUUGGGAAGAGUGAAGUCGUUCAUUAAGGGCUGUUCUGGAGGCUCCAGGCAGCUCCAGCCCAUUUCCUCUGGAAAAAGUCGGGUUGGAAUGUUGGGCUUUGGAUAGAGCUUGGCUCGUUGGGCUCCGAAGUUCUGAAAACCAAAAAUCCCCAUCCAUGCCAAAUUCUCCUUGGUUCGGUGUUUCCCCGCCCUUCCCCAUCCCUUUAUUUCCCACAGGUCCUUGUGUUCACCCCCAGCAGGUGGAAAAGGCCGGGCUUGGGAGGCAGGGAGGGAUCUCCCAGCCCCAGGCUCGGAAUGACCUGGAGUCCAUCCAUUCCCACCCUCAGGAAUGGCUCUGUGGGAGCCGGGAUGAGGGGAAGCACGGCUUGGGAGGCUCCACUUUUCCCGGUGUUUUUUUGGUUCUGUUGCCGUUCCCUGUGUCGGUGUUGUAGGACAGGAGGAGCAGGAGGGCUGUUACUCCAUCCCUACACCUGGUAGUUGUGUGUGAGUAGCUCCAGCAUGUCCUCCGCUGUAUCCAUGGUGAAUUGUGACGGUUCCCAGGUGACAAUUCCGCCACUCCCGCUGUAUCCCCGCCCCACCUCCAUCACUCUCUACUCGGAAAACUUAUUUAAGGAAAUGGCCUUAGCGAGAAUUAUCAUGUUUGGUGUGACUCUGUACAUGAAUAAAGUGAAAAUCAUGGAUGGAA
Molecule: messenger RNA, 2817 nt
Organism: Catharus ustulatus (Swainson's thrush)
Lineage: Eukaryota; Metazoa; Chordata; Aves; Passeriformes; Turdidae
Gene: NAPB
Product: NSF attachment protein beta
Exons: 11
Coding region: 465-1355 (296 amino acids)
Biological process (GO): SNARE complex disassembly; synaptic transmission, glutamatergic; regulation of synaptic vesicle priming
Cellular component (GO): synaptobrevin 2-SNAP-25-syntaxin-1a complex; terminal bouton; vacuolar membrane
Molecular function (GO): soluble NSF attachment protein activity; syntaxin binding
Source: RefSeq, a predicted model, not a curated record